Molecule: messenger RNA, 948 nt
Organism: Monodelphis domestica (gray short-tailed opossum)
Lineage: Eukaryota; Metazoa; Chordata; Mammalia; Didelphimorphia; Didelphidae
Product: olfactory receptor 8U9-like
Biological process (GO): G protein-coupled receptor signaling pathway
Cellular component (GO): membrane
Molecular function (GO): olfactory receptor activity; G protein-coupled receptor activity
Source: RefSeq, a predicted model, not a curated record
AUGGCUGUGAUUAAUUUUACCCAGGUGACUGAGUUCAUUCUUUUGGGAAUCACAGAGAAGCAGGAACUGAAGAUGCCUCUAUUUGUGGUGUUCUUUUCUAUCUAUGUGUUCACAGUUGUUGGCAAUCUAGGUCUAAUUACAGUCAUUAGAAUGGAUUCACGACUGAAAACUCCAAUGUAUUUUUUCCUUAGUCAUCUUGCUUUUGUUGAUUUCUGUUACUCUUCCUCCAUUACUCCGAAAAUGUUGGAGAGUUUUCUGUAUGAAGAAAAUACAAUCUCGUUCAAUGCAUGUGCUACUCAACUAGGAUGCUUCAUUGCUUUCAUGGAUGCAGAAUGUUUAUUGCUAGCUUCCAUGGCCUAUGAUCGUUAUGUGGCCAUUUGCAACCCUUUGCUUUAUAUGGUUUUGAUGACCCCUAAAAUCUGUAUUCAGCUUGUAGCCAUUCCCUAUAUCUAUAGCUUUCUAGUUGCACUCUACCAUGUUAUCCUUACCUUCCGCCUGUCCUUCUGUGGCUCUAACAUCAUCAACCAUUUCUAUUGUGAUGAUAUGCCCCUCUUGAGACUGUCCUGCUCUGACACACAUUCCAAACAAAUAUGGAUUUUUGUAUGUGCAGGUGUCAUGCUUAUUGCUUCUUUUUUGGUUGUCUUUGUCUCCUACAUGUAUAUUAUCUCUGCAAUUCUAAAGAUGCAGUCUGCUGAAGGCAGGCACAAAGCCUUCUCUACCUGUGGCUCACACAUGGUGGCUGUCACUAUUUUCUAUGGAACCCUGAUCUUUAUGUACUUACAGCCAAGCUCAAACCAUUCCCUUGAUACAGAUAAGAUGGCCUCUGUCUUUUACACAGUGAUCAUCCCCAUGUUGAAUCCCUUGAUCUACAGUCUAAGAAAUAAGGAGGUGAAGGAUGCCCUGAAGAAGAUCUUAAGAAACAGCAAUCAUGGGUUUAGGAAAACUUAG